Messenger RNA from Parathielavia appendiculata, 1794 nucleotides. RefSeq names its product putative fructosyl amino acid protein. Lineage: Eukaryota; Fungi; Ascomycota; Sordariomycetes; Sordariales; Chaetomiaceae. Bases 121 to 1596 code for a protein of 491 amino acids. The record is from RefSeq and is a predicted model, not a curated record. The transcript has a single exon. Gene Ontology annotation, molecular function: flavin adenine dinucleotide binding; proline dehydrogenase activity; sarcosine oxidase activity.
CGAGAGCCAUGACACACGGGCUAUCUUUCUCAACCCCCGACCUGGUUAGACGGCCUUUUGUGAUCCGUGUUUGAGACCCUGUUUGAAUUCCGGAAUUUGUGCUGCCGUUCCGUUCCCCAGAUGGCUCGAGCUGCGUCAUCCUCCCCUUCCUCCUCACCCCUUCCCUUCUCGCCUCCUUCCUCAAUUCUCAUCAUCGGCUCUGGCGUCUUCGGGCUCAGCACCGCCUUGGCCCUCGCCCGUCGUGAUGACUUCGCCCAUUGCUCGAUAACGGUCGUCGAUAGGUCUGACACCGCCCAACCAGGGGUCUUCCCCUCUCCGGACGCCGCCAGCAUCGACACGAGCCGCAUCAUCAGAGCCGACUACGCUGAUCCAGCCUACGCUGCACUGGGUGACGAGGCCCAGGUGCAAUGGCGCAAGCAGGACGAGCCCGCCGAUCUGGGUGGCCAGGGGCGCUACAGUGAGACUGGACUGAUCCUUGUUGGCGACUUCACGCCGCCUGCGCCCUCAGCAGCCCCGUCAGCGGAUGGGGGGUUGAAACAGAAACCCAAGCUGACGGGCAUGGAUUAUGCUCGCCUGAGCUGGGCCAACGUCUUGUCCUUGGCGGCUAAAGACCCUGAACUCGCCGCCCGUGUCCGCGAGCUGCCCGACUCGGAGGCCAUCCGUGAGGCUCUGGGCACUGGCGGGAGCUCUGGUUUCUGGGGUUAUAUCAAUCAUAACAGCGGUUGGGCCAACGCCGCUGCCACAAUGGCCUGGUUUCUCGACGAGGUCCAGCAGACGGGCCGUGUCAACUUCAUCGCCGGCACCGUUGUCUCCCUGGAGCACGACGAAACCACCGUCACCGGCACCAAGCUCUCCGACGGCCGGGUCCUGUCCGCUGAUCUCAUCGUCGUCGCAGCAGGUGCUUGGACCGGCGGCCUAGUUGAUUUGGGCGGGCAAGCGGUCGCCACGGGCCAGGUGAUGGCCUACGUGGAGCUCACCCAAGCCGAACAAGACGAACUCGCAAAUACGCCGGUCAUCCUGAACCUCUCAUCAGGCCACUUCAUCAUCCCGCCAACCAACCGCGUCCUCAAAAUCGCCCGGCAUGCCUACGGCUACCUCAACCCGACCACUCUGCUCACCAACCCACCCCUCCCGCUCAACCCAGCAAUCACCCCGCCCACCACCGUCUCCCUCCCCCGAACGGCCCUAACCGACCCAUCCCUCUCCAUCCCCCGUGACGCCGAACUCGACCUCCGCUAUGCCCUCCAGGAGAUGAUACCCUGGUCGACGCUCCGCAACCGCCCGUUCUCCAAGACCCGCCUGUGCUGGUACUCGGACACGGCCACGGGCGAUUUCUUGAUCGACUACCACCCCUACUGGCGCGGCUUGUUCGUCGCGACGGGCGACAGCGGGCACGCAUUCAAAUUCCUGCCCGUUAUUGGCGACAAGAUCGCCGACUGCAUCGUGCGCGAACCGCCGGCUGAGUUCCGAGGGAAGUGGGACUGGAAGGUGACGGAAGGGUCCAGGAGGGAUGUGUUUACUGAGGAUGGGACCAGGGGAGGCACGCCUGGGCUGGUGCUCGCUGAUGUCCUACCUGAAGAACACGGAAGGGCAUAGUGUGUGGGUGUGAUCUUCAUUGAAGAAGCGCGGAGGGGGAAUCAGGACAGGUAAGCUCACAAACACCACCCGUCUCACGGGCCCAGGAUUUAAUCAAUGAUGGUAGUAUUUGACGGCAGCAAGAACCACGGCUGAAAACCAUAACAGUCCUUCUCUUCAACAUGCGCCGCCAUAACGGGUAAAUUCGAGCCGGCGGCG